AGUAUUCACGUGUUAGUUCACUGGCGUGUUCCUCGGCAGCAGCACCCCCUCUCUGCCUCCCCCAAGUUCCAACUGUUGUGCUGCCGCAGGAUUCGGUCUGCCCGGGCAGAGCCCCCUCUAGAUUGGGUCACAGCAGGAGUGUGGUGAAAGUGAUCUUCGCCCUCCCAUCGCACACAAAGGCGAGGAGCUGCUUAAAGGGACCUGCCCGCUCCUCCAUGAAGCUGCAAACGCCAGUCCGCGAGGGCUCAGCGAGCCGGGGUUUCUCCGGAGAAUGAGUGGGGAGGGGUCCUGAGGCGCCUCCGCGUCCUCCCGGAGCGGGGGAGGGAGGGAGCUGCCGGCGGGAGCACGCGAAACCAGCGGUCCGCGGGGACGGCUUCCCGUCAGCUGCUAGCUGGGAUGCUCCGCGCCAGCCGCGCGCCCUGCCGUGGUCCAGAGGAUGCUGGCGGCGCAUCCUGCGGUAUGCCUGCGUUGAUCUGAGCCAGCGCCCAGCGCGAGCCUGCAUUCCGGCGCCGCGGACUGGCUCUCGGCAAGGCUGUGCGCGGUCACCAUGCAUGCUCAGCUCUAGGCUGCUGGAACAGCCUCCGGACUACAUGGACUGGGCUGUUUAAUCAGCCGAGAUUACUGCCGGGGAAGCUUUCGGAGCUUGAUCCGCGCUCCAGCUGCUGUGACAACUUCGGGGCUGGCUGUUUACUUCUCUGGGUCCCGGGGACAGUGUUCUGCAGCGCAGCCACCCCUGCCACUCGGCCGGCUCUGAAGUCAGCGGUCAGGACUCCUCUGACGGUGUCCCCAGGAAGGGGGAGCGAGGAGGGGUCAGAAGAGAGCAGAACCCCCCUAGCUGCUCAACCUCUCCUGACUGCCUGUGCUGUGGGGUUCUGAGAGGGACCGUGCGCUUUCCGGGGAAGCAAUGCAAGUCUCCAUAGCCUGCACUGAGCACAAUCUGAAGAGUCGGAAUGGUGAGGACCGACUUCUGAGCAAGCAGAGCUCCACCGCCCCCAAUGUGGUGAACGCAGCCCGGGCCAAAUUCCGCACGGUCGCUAUCAUCGCGCGCAGCCUGGGGACCUUCACCCCCCAGCAUCACAUUUCUCUCAAAGAGUCCACCGCAAAGCAGACUGGCAUGAAAUAUAGAAAUCUUGGAAAGUCAGGACUCAGAGUUUCUUGCUUGGGUCUUGGGACAUGGGUGACAUUUGGAGGUCAGAUUUCAGAUGAGGUUGCUGAACGGCUGAUGACCAUCGCCUAUGAAAGUGGCGUUAACCUCUUUGAUACUGCCGAGGUGUAUGCAGCUGGGAAAGCUGAAGUGAUUCUGGGGAGUAUCAUCAAGAAGAAAGGCUGGAGGAGAUCCAGCCUCGUCAUAACAACUAAGCUCUACUGGGGUGGAAAAGCUGAAACAGAAAGAGGGUUGUCAAGAAAGCAUAUUAUUGAAGGACUGAAGGGCUCCCUUCAGAGGCUGCAGCUGGAAUAUGUAGAUGUGGUCUUCGCAAAUCGUCCAGACAGCAACACCCCCAUGGAAGAAAUUGUUCGAGCCAUGACACAUGUGAUCAACCAAGGCAUGGCGAUGUACUGGGGCACUUCCAGGUGGAGCGCUAUGGAGAUCAUGGAAGCCUAUUCGGUAGCAAGACAAUUCAAUAUGAUCCCACCAGUCUGUGAACAAGCUGAGUACCAUCUUUUCCAGAGAGAGAAGGUGGAGGUCCAGCUGCCAGAGCUCUACCAUAAAAUAGGGGUUGGCGCAAUGACGUGGUCCCCACUCGCCUGUGGGAUCAUCUCAGGAAAAUAUGGAAACGGGGUGCCUGAAAGUUCCAGAGCGUCACUAAAGUGCUACCAGUGGUUGAAGGAAAGAAUUGUAAGUGAAGAAGGAAGGAAACAGCAAAACAAGCUAAAAGACCUUUCUCCAAUUGCUGAGCGUCUAGGAUGCACGCUACCUCAGCUAGCCGUUGCAUGGUGCCUGAGAAAUGAAGGCGUGAGUUCUGUGCUUCUGGGAUCAUCUACUCCUGAGCAACUCAUUGAAAACCUCGGUGCCAUUCAGGUUCUCCCAAAGAUGACAUCACAUGUGGUAAAUGAAAUUGAUAACAUUUUACGCAAUAAGCCCUACAGCAAAAAGGACUACAGAUCCUAAGGCAAUGCAUGAGCCACAGAAGCUGCAUGGGUAAAAUAGCAGUUUGUACCCGGUACAGACUGGUGUUGUUAGCCACCCUUUUGAAUCACUUAGCAGCCUGCUGCUCAACCUCUAGUGUCCCUGGAUUCUCUGGUGUCUGCUGUUGCUAUCACUGUGCACCUGAAUUCUAAGCACAUCUGAAAACUCAUAACCAAGAAAUCCAUUCUAUUUUCUUAUCUUAGACUGGAGUCCCCUCUCCUUGCAUUGCUCUGUACACCUCACGCUUAUGCAACGGGAAAGAACAAUAGGGGAAAAGACAUUACUUUCAGGUAUUUGUUAAAGAAGGCUGUACAGAUAUAUUUUUUCAAAAAGAACAAAAUCCACAGAUGUAACAUAAAUUGCUAAGAGACAGAGCAGGAUAUCCUCAUUUAGAAGUCUUGCUUGGGAGAACAGAAACUUUACAUUUUAAUUCAUACUCAUAUUACCAAGUUUUAUUUCAUUUGUCAUUCAACAAGUUUCUAAAAUCAUGCUUUCAUUGCCUUUUAAGUACUUAUUGAUGCUUUGUCCUAUACAUUGUAUUCAGAGUGUCUUUUAGGAUUCUAAUAAUGUUAUGUCCAUUUACAUGUAAAGAUGACAAAUGAGUUCUCCACUCUUCAACUAGACCUUGUGGAUAGUGUAUGACAGGGAGUUAUAUUGACAUGGAAACUUAAGCUCUGAAUAAAUUGUAUGUACAACUGAGUGUUCACUUUUUCCACAUUUUACUAAAACCUGCUUUAUACUUUUAAUUGCUUGUAAACAUUCUCCAAGUUUUAAAUAUUGAGCUUUAAAAACACAUAUGCUCAGUUUUGUAAGUGAACCUGUAAAUACCCAGAAAGGCAAAUGUUCACCACUGGGACUUUUUAAUAUAAUGCUUGGUAUAUGAGAGUUCCUAACAUGAAAAUCACAGGCUUUGUGAAAGACAUGUCACUACUCUGAAUAUGCUGAACUUAUUAACUUUCCCAGUGAAAAGGAAAAUGUCCAAGAAAUUCCUGAUUUUAAUCAUAUAUAUACCAUAAUAUAUGCAUGAAAACUCUUUGCAUGGAUUAAACAGGCAUAGUCUUGCUGCACUCAGAAUCUGAGGUGUAUCUAGCCUUUCCACUUUGGCUACUUAACUUCACUAAUAUCCCACUUGAGAAAAACUGAGAAUAUACUUCGUGUGGAUAUUUGUUCAGGGAAGAGCAGGGGAUAUAGCUCAGCAACAUAGCACCUUCCAGGCAAGCUCUAGGACCUGAGUCUGAGUCCCAGUUUAAAAAAUAAAAAAAGCAAGCAAGCAAGGAAAGAAACGUCUUACUUUUUUCAGGGUUGAGAGUGGUUCUUUAGCCGGGUGUGGUGGUACACACCUGUAACCCCAGCUCUCAGGAGGCUUUUGAGGCAAGAGGAUCACUAUAAAUUUCAAGCCAGCCUAGGCUACAAAGUGAGUUCAGGGCCAGCCUAAACUGCACAGCACAUUCCGGUCUCAAAGACUCAAAGACAGACAGGCAGACAGACACACACACACACACACACACACACAGAGGUUCUUUUAAUUCUAUUUGGACACCUGAAAAUGUGCAAAAUUCUAAUUACCUGGAAAUCAGAUAAUUAGAGAAAUCACUUUGAAAUGUACAGAAGAAAUAUAUCUUAAAAUGCUAUUUUGUCAUCACUUCCAAAUUACCUCAUAGUUAAGUUCUAAAUCUUACAAUGUUAGAAACCAAUAAAUAUUUCUUUUUGAUCACUACUGUUUGUAGUCUGAUAGAAGUUUGAAAUUUUGCCUGUGACUAUCAGAUUAAUGAUGGAAAUGGAUUCCUUUUUCCAGUUGUUCAUUGUGUAUUCAAUCCAGUGAACUAAUGUAUGCAUAAAUGACCUGACCAUAAAUGACCACUAUCUUAAUGGAAAUGCAGUUUAACUUACCUGCUUAGAGUAAUAAAAGCAUUUUGUGCAAUCUCCCAA
Messenger RNA from Cavia porcellus (domestic guinea pig), 4057 nucleotides. RefSeq names its product potassium voltage-gated channel subfamily A regulatory beta subunit 1 (gene Kcnab1). Bases 905 to 2110 code for a protein of 401 amino acids. The transcript has 14 exons. Gene Ontology annotation, cellular component: voltage-gated potassium channel complex; membrane; juxtaparanode region of axon. Gene Ontology annotation, molecular function: transmembrane transporter binding; potassium channel regulator activity; voltage-gated potassium channel activity. The record is from RefSeq and is a predicted model, not a curated record. NCBI's taxonomy places the organism in Eukaryota, Metazoa, Chordata, Mammalia, Rodentia, Caviidae. Gene Ontology annotation, biological process: negative regulation of delayed rectifier potassium channel activity; transmembrane transport; potassium ion transport.